UGGAGCAAAAGUUUUUUGUAGAAAGUGAGCUGCGGAGAUUUGGUCUACGAACUAUGAAUCUUUCUUCUAAGUGUAUUCGCUAACAGUUUCAACUUGGCCGAAACACAAAAAAGUAGGAUUCUUCCAUCCAAGCGUUUGUUUGUUUUUUUUUGUCUUUUGUGGCUGCGUGUGCUUUCUUUUUUUUUUUUUUUUUUUGGGAAAAGUUGGGGCCCGGACGGCAACAUAUAUUCCAGUGUGGAGUAGAUAUGCGCUUUGUUACAUUCACAAGUAUGCCAGCAAGAAACAAUAGGAAAACACUUUCUUUCACUUUAGAUUUUGACAGCUAACACACUUUGGAAGAAGAUAACUCGACUGUUAAACUUUAGAAUGACUCGAGAUAACUUUUAGUGAGUGUCGUCGAUAUUUCCUGUUUUCCUGCUGCGUGAAAAAAAAAAGUUUGGGAUUGGCUCAAACUUAUUUUUUGUGAGUUUCUGAUCGCGACAUUUUCGGACACAUAAAGUUUGCAGACUGUUUUGGGACAAUGGAUCCGAGCCAGCAUAACCCUCCUGCAGGACACCAAAUCGUCCAUGUACGGGGCGACUCUGAGACGGACCUGGAGGCGCUUUUUAACGCCGUGAUGAACCCGAAAAACACAAUCGUACCCCCUUCCGUACCCAUGAGGAUGAGAAAGCUGCCAGACUCCUUCUUCAAACCUCCUGAACCAAAGUCCCAUUCCAGACAAGCAAGCACUGAUGCUGGGAGUGGCGGAGCACUCACUCCCCACCAUGUCCGUGCACACUCUUCCCCUGCCUCCCUGCAGUUGGGAGCUGUAUCUGGUGGCUCCCUGGCUGGCAUGGGCCCACCAGGUGCCUCCCCUCAACAUCUCCGUCAGUCUUCUUAUGAGAUUCCUGAUGAUGUGCCCCUUCCCCAUGGGUGGGAGAUGGCCAAGACUGCAUCUGGCCAGAGAUACUUCCUCAACCACAUUGAUCAGACCACCACUUGGCAAGAUCCUCGCAAGGCCCUGCUCCAGAUGAACCAGGCUGCCCCACCCAGUUCUGUGCCAGUCCAGCAACAGAACAUUAUGAACCCAGCCAGUGGCCCACUCCCUGAUGGCUGGGAACAAGCUAUUACAUCAGAGGGAGAAAUUUACUACAUUAACCACAAGAACAAGACCACAUCCUGGCUUGACCCACGACUUGACCCACGCUUUGCCCUGAACCAGCAGAGGAUCUCCCAGAGUGCUCCAGUGAAGCAGGGAGGGCAGCUGCCCGUCAUGGGAGGCAACAACCAGAUGAGACUGCAGCAGAUCGAGAAGGAGAGGCUGAGACUGAAGCAACAGGAGCUGCUUCGGCAGAGACCACAGGAGCUCGCUCUAAGGAAUCAGCUGCCAACCAGUAUGGAUCAAGAUGGCAGUACGAACCCUGUGUCCUCCCCUAUGGCCCAAGAUGCCCGGACCAUGACUGCCAACAGCUCUGACCCAUUCCUCAACAGCGGGACCUACCACUCCAGGGAUGAGAGCACUGACAGCGGCUUGAGCAUGAGCAGCUACAGCGUCCCUCGCACUCCAGAUGACUUCCUCAACAGUGUGGACGAGAUGGACACAGGGGAACCUCUUCCACCCUCCAUGGCAACACAGCCCAGUCGUUUCCCUGACUAUCUGGAUGCCAUUCCGGGAACAGAUGUGGACCUAGGUACCCUAGAGGGUGAGAGCAUGGCGGUGGAGGGUGAAGAGCUGAUGCCUAGUCUGCAGGAGGCCCUGAGCUCUGACAUCCUCAACGACAUGGAGUCUGUGCUGGCAGCUACCAAGAUCGACAAGGAGAGCUUCCUCACAUGGUUAUAGAAGAUCAGAGCGGGGCGCUCCUUACUCCUCUCCGUACACUCUGAACUGCUGCCUGCUCUAAUCUGUGAAGGAUUCAUAGAUGCUUUUACAAGACAUUUCAGCAAGCGUCUCUGGACUUCUGUCUCUGUCUCGGCUUGUAAGGCCAACCUCCUUUGAGGCAGUAUUGUUCUGUUCUUUUCACUGGCGUGUAAUCUCUUUAUUUUGUCUGUGUCUUCAAGGCUGGCCCAUGAACAGACAAUUACGCAAGGGUCCCCAAAUCUUUCAGUCAGGUCUGUCAGUGAAUCUAGGGCAUCUUUACCUAGAGCAGGGUUGCUCCUUCCCUCUGGUCUCCCCUCAUAGCUGAGCAGUGCAUGUACUCACCUGUGAGGACCGCCGUCACUUAUCACGUGGAAUCACAGCACAACUUAAUGGAAUUUGGGACUGUUGCAUCUAGCUUAAGUAGCUUUACAUUUCGCCUUGUUUUUAUUCAUUUGUUUGUUUUUAAUGAGCCUGAAAAACCAAAAAUGAUGUAUUUGAAGCAUAAAGUACAAUACUGAUUUGGAGUAAAGGUAAUGUGAGGCCUAGUUUGGACAUGUUGGCUUUGCUUGGGGUGGGGGUGGGGGGGUUGGAGCCUGGGGACCGAUUACAUUGCUGCUUGGCUGUGCCAGCAAGUCUAAGUUAAACCUUGAUAGAUCAAGUGCCUUCAUUGUAUUUUUUGAGACACGAGCAACACAAACAAUUACUAAGUUUCUGUAAUACAGCAGUAAGCAUUAGGCUGUAUUCAUUUACAUCAACCACUCGUUCCUCUAUCUAAUGUUCAAUAAUCAAAAUUGUAUUUUUGUUUUAUAAACACAUUAUAAGGGGAUUUAGGGAUUUCUGUUGGUUUUUAAGCCCUAGCUUCUUUGUAUCUCAGUCUUAUCCAAGCCUAAUUCAUGAUUCAUUUUUUUGUUUUAUCUUUUUUUAGUAUUCUUUUAUUUUUAGGUUACUACAUAUGUAUGGUAGCUUAGAUCAAAUGGCAUUUGCUUGUUUUUAAUUUCUUUCAUAGAUGAAUUAAUACAUUUUAACAGGGUCGACUGUUAUCACAGCACAUCACUUCACCAAGAUGAAGCCUGCCAAGACACAGAUUGAUUCAGUUUGGGCGUUUUAACCAUUUAGCUGAUUCUCUUGUCGUCUCUGAUUUAUUUUAUACAUAUUAAUGUUAUUGUGUAUUUGUUGAUCACAUGCAGCUUUUACUAUCUUUCCUAAAAAAUUACCAAAAAGGCAGAUCUCUUGGCUAAACAGAAACUGUAGCUCUUUGAUCCAUUAAACCUUAUGACAAUGGACAGUAUACAACAGUUACAAUGUUUUAUACGAUCUUCCUAAGGAGGGAGCUGAAACCCUCUGCCCGAUGCUGUGUGUUGAAAUAAGGGGUUUAUAGACUACAGCUAGGAUAAGUUUAAGCAGGUUUAAGAGUCAUGUUGAGGGGCAGUGUAGAAGGCCAGGGUUUGACUGACGGCAGUGAGUUUCACAGAUUGUUGAUUUUUUGUGUGUGAAAUAAUUAAGAAACAAUCAGUAAUUAGCUCAGUCAGGAAUUGAUGUGGCAGAUUCCAAAGAUGUUUUUGUAAUAACGGCAACACUUAUAUUCGCUUCCAUUUUCACAGAAUCCAGAAACAGUAUGAUUUGUAAAUCAGCUUCUGUAUGAACACACUGUAUAAGCUAAUGAGAAAAUGAUGUGGGUUGAAAGUGUUAAUGGACACAUCUGAAUAGAUCUAGCUGAGAGAUUCUAUUUUAAAAUUUUUUAAGGCGAGAUGGUUGUUUUGAGUGACUAACUGAGAUUUAAGGAUGAGGUUUCAGGACAGAGAAGCAAGUGAUUCUUUAAGUGCUCACAUGUUUACAUUCUCACUGAGCAAGAAACUGCUACAGCCACAGUGGAGACAACACACUGACAAUUCUCUCAUAAUCACAUUAUUUUGAUGUUUACAGCAUGACUGCAUCUUUGCAUCAGUGCAGUAACCUUUGAAUAAUCACCCUGCCGUGCAUGCCCUUGGUUGAGGACUUGGAGGAUGUCACAGUGAUUCUCUUGCCAACCAAUAUUUAAUUGGUAGCAUUAACUUGAUGGAACAAUUUUUUAGAGCAGAGAACAAGAACAUUUUUUUAUUCUGUGUGAGAAAAACUCUUUAGUUUUGAUUUUACUGAUCAUUAAAUUGUGUUGAUUAUGGAUCUGAGAUGGUUAAACAGUGUUGGUGAGAACAAUGCAACUAAAAUGAGUGGUACACUACAGUGCUUGUAUUGCACGUCUACAGAGUUUUCAUUUUGAUGCAAUGACGCAUUUUGUCACACAAACCUGAUUUUAUGCUUACCUAGUGUGUAACUGUCAGAGCAUAUUAGCUGUUGACUGUCAUUGUAGCAGUAGAACUAAUCACACACAUUAAAGGGUUUUGUAUUUAGAGUUUUCUAAAUGCACAUGAAAUGAAUUUAUAUUCAGUAACGAUCUGUUCAUUUUUUGAUAGAUAUGUGCAUGUGUUUUAGAACAAUAAAUUCUGUUACAUUAUAUCUUGCUUCCUAUGAUAUUUUGAAAUUGGCCUGUAAUAAAGUAUAUACUUUGUGGUAAUA
This is a messenger RNA of Micropterus dolomieu (smallmouth bass), 4390 nucleotides long. RefSeq names its product Yes1 associated transcriptional regulator (gene yap1). Gene Ontology annotation, molecular function: protein binding; transcription coactivator activity; transcription corepressor activity. The transcript is spliced from 8 exons. Bases 521 to 1819 code for a protein of 432 amino acids. The record is from RefSeq and is a predicted model, not a curated record. Gene Ontology annotation, biological process: hippo signaling; positive regulation of transcription by RNA polymerase II. NCBI's taxonomy places the organism in Eukaryota, Metazoa, Chordata, Actinopteri, Centrarchiformes, Centrarchidae. Gene Ontology annotation, cellular component: nucleus; cytoplasm.